AUGUCCUAUGACCGCUACGUUGCCAUCUGCAAGCCCCUGCACUACGGGACCUUGAUGGACAGCAGAGCUUGUGCCACCAUGGCAGCAGCUGCCUGGGCCACUGGGCUUCUCCAUGCUCUGCUGCACACUGCCAAUACAUUUUCACUGCCUCUCUGCCAAGGCAAUGCUGUGGAUCAGUUCUUCUGUGAAAUUGCCCAGAUCCUCAAGCUCUCCUGCUCUGGUUCUUACCUCAGAGAAUUUGGACUUACCAUAUUUAGUGCCUUAAUCUUUUUUGCUUGUUUUGUUUUUGUUGUGCUGACCUAUGUGCAGAUCUUCAGGGCUGUGCUGAGGAUGCCCUCUGAGCAGGGUCGGCACAAAGCCUUCUCCACGUGCCUCCCUCACCUGGCUGUGCUCUCCCUGUUUGUCAGCACUGCCAUAUUUGCCUAUCUGAAGCCACCCUCCAUCUCCUCUGCAUCCUUGGACCUGGUUGUGGCAGUCUUAUACACAGUCAUACCCCCAGUAAUGAACCCCCUCAUUUACAGCAUGAGGAACCAGGAGCUGAAGGAUGCUCUCAGGAAACUUUUUGGAGAUAUAUUGCUUUGGCAUCAGUAA
Meleagris gallopavo (turkey) is the source of this 591-nucleotide messenger RNA. Lineage: Eukaryota; Metazoa; Chordata; Aves; Galliformes; Phasianidae. The record is from RefSeq and is a predicted model, not a curated record.